Molecule: messenger RNA, 522 nt
Organism: Oppia nitens
Lineage: Eukaryota; Metazoa; Arthropoda; Arachnida; Sarcoptiformes; Oppiidae
Product: ctenidin-1-like
Exons: 3
Coding region: 1-522 (173 amino acids)
Source: RefSeq, a predicted model, not a curated record
AUGAAGAAUUUGAUUGCAAUUCUGUUUCUUUUAGUCUUAUAUUUUGUGGCCAUCAGUGACGCCAUAUUUUUUAACAAAAAAGAUGACGACCACAAACAUGUUAUCUAUAUUGAAAAAGAUGAGUACCAUCCGGUCCACAUCUACAAAACCUAUCCGGUCAAAGUGCCAGUCAAAGUGCCAUACUAUGUGAAACCCAUCAUCAAGACAGUCAAAGUGCCCAAACCUUACCCGGUUUACGUUGAGAAGAAGGUACCGGUGCCCUAUCCGGUCAAAGUACCCGUUUAUAUCAAAGAAGAGAAGGGAUACGAUAGUUACGGUGGAGGCUAUGGUGGCAGCAGUUAUGGCGGAAGCAGUUAUGGCGGCAAUGACUACGGCUCGACCAUCACUCAUGACUAUGGUAUAGAUGACGGAGGUUAUGGAGGUGGAUAUGGAGGUGGAUAUGGCGGUGGAUAUGGUGGCGGCGAUGAUGGCGGCUAUGGAGGAGGACAUGGAGGAGGAUAUGGUGAAGGUUAUAAAAAAUAA